This is a messenger RNA of Penicillium alfredii, 1842 nucleotides long. Its product is annotated as MFS transporter. NCBI's taxonomy places the organism in Eukaryota, Fungi, Ascomycota, Eurotiomycetes, Eurotiales, Aspergillaceae. Bases 1 to 1842 code for a protein of 613 amino acids. The record is from RefSeq and is a predicted model, not a curated record. The transcript has 3 exons. Gene Ontology annotation, molecular function: transmembrane transporter activity. Gene Ontology annotation, biological process: transmembrane transport.
AUGGACAAUAUAGACAAAACCCUGGAACGGGCCGAGAUCGAUGCCAAGCAUUACUCGCCACGGUUGAGCGACGAGAAACGCAGGACGUCUGCCAGCGCAGAUCGACCGCCAUCGUCGGGGAACACGGGGUCCUCGUCGGGCUCGAGCAGCUCCGUUGAUUAUGAUCCUCAGGUGCACCGGUUGCAGUCUCGAAACACGGAGGUUGAUCUCGAGCGCCACCGGACGAACAUCUCGCAUGCGCUGAGCAGGAUUGAAACUCAGAGGCUGCAGCAUGCGCUUACUGUAGGUGAAAGUGUUCGGUCACGACCGUCGAAAACUCCCUUGCCGUCUUUUGGUGCUGGCAAGCCCUAUCCGCCGCCGUUGCCGGCUCGAGAGGACUAUGUGGUGGAAUUCGAUGGGCCGGACGAUCCUAUGUAUCCGUUGAAUUGGCGUUUACCCAGGAAAUUCUACAUUAGUGGUAUCCUCGCCUUCACCAGCAUCUGUUCCACCUUUGAUUCUGCAAUUUUCAGCGCCUCGUCAACCCAUGUGUCUGAGCAAUUUGGAGUCGGUCUCGAAGUCGCAGUUCUGUCGAGUUCUCUUUACAUUGUCGGUUACGCGUCCGGACCCUUGAUCUGGGCGCCCUUUUCUGAACUGCAAGGCCGACGGCCGCCUAUUCUCAUUGCCAUGCUGGGCUUCGGCAUCUUCAACACCGCCGUGGCAGUCGCCAAAGACCUGCAAACCCUGAUGAUCUGUCGCUUCUUCUCGGGCAUUUUCGGCAGUUGUCCACUGGCCGUGGUGGCAGCCGUCUUCUCCGACAUCUGGGACAACCGCACGCGCGGCAUUGCCAUUGCCAUGUUCUCCAGCACGGUGUUCCUGGGCCCGCUGCUGGCCCCCUUUAUCGGUGGAUUCAUCAACAUGUCGUAUCUCGGCUGGCGCUGGACUGCGUACAUCCCUGCAAUCAUGGGCUAUGCCGCGUUCGUCCUGAACGUCCUCUUCCUGAAAGAAUCCUAUCCUCCGAUGGUUCUGGUCGCCAAGGCUAAGGAGCUACGCCGUCGCACGAAGAACUGGGGCAUCCACGCCAAACAAGAAGAGAUCGAGGUCGACCUGCGCGAGCUGAUGGUGAACAAUUUCUCGCGCCCACUGCGCCUGCUGAUUAACGAGCCGUUGAUCUCGGCCGUCACGAUAUACCUCAGCUUCAUCUACGGUCUGCUGUAUUGUUUCUUGACGGCGUACACGCUCGUCUUUCAGAAUGUUUAUCACAUGAACCCCGGUGUGGGCGGCCUGCCGUUGUUCGGAAUGGUGGUGGGCCUGUUCAUCGCUGCGUCCUACAUCAUCUGGUCGAGCCGGGGAUACAACGCCCGGCUGGAUGCGAACGGGGGCGUCCCCGUUCCCGAGUGGCGUCUUCCUCCGGUGAUUGUUGGAGGGUUCCUCUUUGCCGCGGGACUGUUUUGGUUCGGAUGGACUGGGUUCACGAGUAGCAUUCCGUGGAUUGUGCCGACGCUCAGUGGGCUAUUCACCGGGUUUGGCUUGUUAGUGAUUUUCAUCCAACUAUUCAACUACCUGAUUGAUACAUACUUGAUGUUUGCCGCAUCAGCCAUCGCAGCCAACACCUUCUGUCGCUCCAUGGUAGCAGCCAGUUUUCCGCUCUUCUCGCGACAGAUGUUUCAGAAUAUGGGUAUCCAGUGGGCCUCCACACUCCUCGGGUGUGUGGCUGCCGUGCUUAUCCCUAUUCCCGUGGCAUUCCUGUUCUUUGGCAGGUCUCUGCGGAAGAGGAGCAAGUUUGCGCCUUUUUACGAGCAUGUUCAGGAGUCGCAGGCUGCGGAUGAGGACGAGGGUGGUCAGGAGAAUAACCAGAAUCCUUGA